Messenger RNA from Caenorhabditis sp. 36 PRJEB53466, 899 nucleotides. NCBI's taxonomy places the organism in Eukaryota, Metazoa, Nematoda, Chromadorea, Rhabditida, Rhabditidae. The record is from the annotation of a GenBank genome assembly.
AUGUCGAUAUCCGCGGUGAGAUUUAUUACAAAAAUAACCGAAAAAUGUACGAGUCGCACGCUUUUUGGCUGAAAAUCUUGAAGUGAUCUCUAAAAUCGCACUUGACAAAUUCUAAUCCAAGAGGAGACUCUUCUCGAAGUAAAUUGUCUCUUAUUUUGCAAGAAAAUACGCGAAAUUCCCCUCAAAAUCACGAAACCGUGCAAAACAGUGUCAGUCUCACGGUUUGGGCUGUAACAUAAAAUAGACUCAUCUAAAAGCUCAAAAAGACGAUUCUAAUCCUAGAGAAGAAGGUUCUCAGGAUAGGAGGACCGAAAAACCAAAGAACUGGCGGAUCGAAGAAAUAGAAGACCACCGGAGUGAGGAACCAGGGGAUCGGAGGUCCGAUGGGCCAGAAAGAGCAGAGCAACAGAAGACCGAAGGAGCGACUGUGAGUUACUAAUUUACAAAACGUUUUUCAAAGAUAUAAUUUCAGGAAAACGUGUGCGGAAUGACAAAAGAGUCUCACGAAGGAAUAGAAUUGAAGACAGUUUGGAAGGACGAAAAGCGGCAGGCGGGUGGAAAAGGAAAAGUGACAGCUCCGCUCAUUUCUGAUAGUCGACGUGUUUUCUGUUCCGAUGCUCUCAUUUGCAUUGUCGUCCUCAGAAAUCAGACGGAUUGCACCUCGAUUUCAUCGAACAUAUGUUUUUUGUCAGUUUCAGUCAGAGUGAUCGAGACACAUGCGAAUCAAUGCUUUUUUCAGGUUCUUCUCAUUGCUCCCGACCAACGUAGUGGUAACCGGCAAUACGAAAUGGACCCGAUAUCACCCAGACCAUCAGUAUCAAUUUUUCCACAAUGUUUCUCUAAGAUUCUUCACGCUGCUCAUUGCCGUCAUUUUUAUCAUUUCCAUCUUCAUGGAAUGA